CCUCAAUGACCUUUGAGGAAAAUGCAUUUUGAAUUCAUUAUUCAUAAUGGAAAAGUUGGAUGGUGGCUUUCAAAGCAAAGUAAUUAUAAUAUGAAAUUUAUUCAAAGUGUGGAUGGAUAGACUUUGUUCCAUGAUUUUUGUAAGGGUGGCCCAAAACUGUUGGAUGAUGCCUUAAUGUGAAAGCUAGUUGUUGACCCUAGUCCCUAAAUGCUAUUAUCUGUUGUGCUUUGAGGGUAUAAACCCUAAAUCAGGAACAUUCAAUCUUCUGCUUAAUAAAAGGUAUAACUUUACCCAUUUUUCUCAUUCUUGAUCAUUCAAGAACAUUCAAUCUUCUGCUUGAGAAAAACAAAAAAAAAACCUUAAUCGUGCAAAAAUGCGUUUCUGUGCCAAGAUAUCAUGUUUACGAUUGAUACCUGUUGUGAUACCAUUUUUUUAAUUCUUGAUAUUUCAAGAACAUUCAAUCUUCUGCUUGAAAACACAAAUCUAUAAUUGAGGAAACAAUGUUCUGUCUCAAGAACUUUCAAUUUUCUGCUUAUUGGAAGCUUCAUUCCAACAUAUUUGUUCCGUUUGGUUUAUAAUCAAUACCUAUUGGUAAAAAUGAUGGGUUGUCGAUUUUUUAUUGUUGAGUAUUCAAGGACUUUCAAUCUUCUGCUUCGGAAAAAAAUGAACCUUCAGGAUUUGAUGGAAAAAAUUAUUGUUCUUGCCUUGGCAACUGGGCAGAAGCGCUUUAGUGCCUCUCUGUGCAAGCUUGUUGAGAAAUAUGCUGAAAUCUUAGCAAGUCAAGGGUUGCUGACCACAUUAAUAAAGUAUCUAAAACUUUUGGGUUCUGAAGAACUUUUGACAGAACUUGUGAUAUUGAAGGACCGAAUUGCACUGUCUACGGAACCUGCUCCGACCAUUUCAACCGUUUAUCUUGCGGGAGAAACGGUUCUUUUUCUGAAGGUUUUUCUCUUGGUCUCGUUGCUGGUGGAUUAUUCGAUGGAAACAUUGAUAUCUGGAAUCCUCUCACUCUGAUUCGCUCGGAGGAAAAUGAAAGUUCUCUCGUUGGACACCUUGUAAGGCAUAAGAGACCGAUAUGUUCUUCUCUGUUUUUAUGAGCCUACUUGCUGCAAGUUUUU
This is a messenger RNA of Trifolium pratense (red clover), 1118 nucleotides long. Its product is annotated as protein transport protein SEC31 homolog B-like. NCBI's taxonomy places the organism in Eukaryota, Viridiplantae, Streptophyta, Magnoliopsida, Fabales, Fabaceae. The record is from RefSeq and is a predicted model, not a curated record. The transcript has 4 exons. Gene Ontology annotation, molecular function: structural molecule activity. Gene Ontology annotation, biological process: COPII-coated vesicle cargo loading; endoplasmic reticulum organization; endoplasmic reticulum to Golgi vesicle-mediated transport. Gene Ontology annotation, cellular component: COPII vesicle coat; endoplasmic reticulum exit site. Bases 598 to 1014 code for a protein of 138 amino acids.